AUGUCUCCUCCGAAAUCCUCAUCGGGUAAAGCCGCGAAACCCUUGAUUCCGGGCGUUUAUGGCCCCCAUCAGUCGUCAAACCUCUCAGCGGAGAACCUAGCUGAGGUUAGGGGGUCCACCGGGAUUCCGCCGGAGGUCGAAAUCAGAUUCCCGGAGGCUCAUGAGUCCUCGGAGAAUCCUCCUCCGGGGUACUGCUGCGCGUUCGAGAUAUUCUUCUCCACGUGUGGUUUGUCGUUUCCCCUUCCCGAACUCAUCGUGAACAUGAUGUUUGAACUGGGCUUUGCUCUCCCCCAAAUGUGCGCGAACUUUGUUCGGACUGUUAUGUGCCUUCAAACUCUGGGGGAGGAGUUUGACUACCAGCUGUCACUGGCGGACUUCCUCCAGGUGUACACAGUGAAAACAGGUCACACCAAGGGCACACUCUAUGUGAGCCCGCUUUCCGGACUGAAGGUCUUUGACGACCUGCCCGAGAAGGACGAGAAAUGGCGGAAGUCUUACUUCUUCUUCCCGGUCAACGAGCUCGGCCACCGCACGAGCUCAUACGUAUUGAAGUGGACCUUGAAAAUUGAUCACUUCGAGCGCAGACUGCUUUGCCCUACAUUCGCGGAGUUCUUCUCGAGAUUCUGCAGCCAAGGUCAGAUCGCUUGGGAUUCUUUCUCCUGCGAAAGGAUCAGGGCGUCCACGGCAAGGCUCGGAAGACGCUCUCUCGUUUGCUCCGACCCUGUGAGCGUUUCAGAAAUGAACUACAGGGAAGAAAGGGCGUGCCGGAUUGCCGAAAAAGAGGCGAAGAAGCAGAUGGCAGCAGCCCUUGCUGAAGGCAAAGCUUGCAUCCCUAUCAAGAAUUCCUCCGGCUCCUCCGUUCCUGAGGUUAGCGGGACUUCCGCACCUCCAACUGGCUCUUCCGAGCUCGGUACAGAAUCUACCAAGGCUCCUGCUGGCCCGUUGUCGAUGACUGAAAUGAUUUGCUCAAAAAAUCCUUCAGCCCCCCCUGCGUCCCCUGCUGAUCUAAUGAGGAGCUACAUUCGGCCUGGAGUUCUGAUUCCGGCGUUCGCUGACAUGACCGAGGUCAACCGUUUUGCGGACAAAAUCGGCAAGCUAAUGAUCGAGUUUAACUCCUCGGUGGCGUCCUACGAGGAUCAACUGUUCGCCUCCCCUUCAUCUUCCGAGGUGAACCUUCUUCAAGAGAGGAUCGCUGACCUGGAAGCUCAGAAGGCUGAAAUAGAGGUGCUCGACCUCGGGGUUGCUAACGAGGACCUCCGAGACAAACUAAAGAAGGCGAGGGACCUUUACUUCGAGGCAGCGGGGGACCUGAAGGCAGCCAAGAACAGGUUGCACGAGAUCGAGCUCCGAAAUCAGCUACUCGAAGCUGGCAAUAGCUGCGAGAUUGAGAGGGUGCGGAGGGAGGAGAGGCAGGCAAUGAAGCGAACUCUCCGCCCCUUGGUCGAGGAGGUGAAGGUCACUUUCGAAGAGAGGGAGAAGCUAGCUCCGCUCCAGAUCCGAGCCGCCGAGAUCAGGGCUAACCGAAUGCUGGUUGAGGAGAUCUCCAGGCGAGAGAUCCAAGACAUGGAAGCCGAGCUCGGACUCCUGAAAGCUGAUGAGGAGGAAGCCGACGAAAAGGUUUCGAAGGUAACUCCCCGUGAUCUCGACCUCACUGCAUUCUCAGAUCUUUUGGCGGAUAUGCUCGAUCUCUUGUGCAGCGAACACCCGCUAAGCGUCACAAUCGACGAGUCCGGCACUAACGUCGGGCAAAUCUCGAAUCAGGGGAUGGACGAUUAUCUGGCGAACACCAGGUUGGAAGGGGAGCUUGUAGAGAUGGGUUUGGCCCUUUCUGAAACGGCGUCGGAACCCGCUUUUCCUAAUCAAUAG
This is a messenger RNA of Camelina sativa (false flax), 1866 nucleotides long. RefSeq lists its product as uncharacterized. Lineage: Eukaryota; Viridiplantae; Streptophyta; Magnoliopsida; Brassicales; Brassicaceae. The record is from RefSeq and is a predicted model, not a curated record.